UUCAUCGUCUUCAGAACAGUCACAACUGCGGUCGGGAGAACUUCAUCGGGAACCUGCGGAACUUGCGAUCUCUACAUCGACGAAUUAGCGCGUCGCGAGAUGAAUCAAGAACUGAGUAACCGCAUCCGGCAGAAGCUCGUGGCGACAGGGGAGGAGGAACGUCUCAAAGAAUUGCUCAAAACAAGACUCCUAUCAAGCGGAUGGAGAGACGAACUCAGUGCUGUGGCCCGUGAAUACCUCAAAGCCAAAGGUGUCCAGCAUGUAGACGUGGAGGAGUUGCAGAACGUACUCUUGGUCGAAGCUCGGAAGUCGAUUCCGGAUACCGUGAAAAAGGAACUCCUCGUAGAAAUCCGUGACUUUGUGAUGCAGCACGAGGGAAUUCUCUGAGCAGUCAGCUCGAAUCUUGAUCUCUCGAUUUUCAUAUGAGAUUUCGCCGAAUCGUUGAAAUAUUCCACCACGAAAAUCUGUGGUUUGACUCCUGUCGAGUAGGUGUGAGCGAAUAUUUGUGCCGUCAAACUAUGUAAAUAAACAAACAUGAGUCUGUUGAGACGCA
Messenger RNA from Galendromus occidentalis (western predatory mite), 553 nucleotides. RefSeq names its product transcription and mRNA export factor ENY2. Gene Ontology annotation, molecular function: transcription coactivator activity. Gene Ontology annotation, biological process: positive regulation of DNA-templated transcription; mRNA export from nucleus. The coding region runs from base 100 to 387 and encodes 95 amino acids. NCBI's taxonomy places the organism in Eukaryota, Metazoa, Arthropoda, Arachnida, Mesostigmata, Phytoseiidae. Gene Ontology annotation, cellular component: SAGA complex; nuclear pore. The record is from RefSeq and is a predicted model, not a curated record. The transcript is spliced from 3 exons.